Macaca mulatta (Rhesus monkey) is the source of this 2708-nucleotide messenger RNA. NCBI's taxonomy places the organism in Eukaryota, Metazoa, Chordata, Mammalia, Primates, Cercopithecidae. The record is from RefSeq and is a predicted model, not a curated record.
GCCAAGAAAAUAGUGAGCCUUCAAACAAUUUGUGAAGAUAAAUUAGGGAAAUUCUGAUGUAGAAAUUUAGGAACAAAAAGUUGUCAGUUUGAGAAAUUGCCUUGCUCUGCCAAAUGUGAGACAUGUGAACCUGAACCAGGUCACUCCUAAGAUCUUGUGUCAUGAGAAAGACAGGACUCUCUUAAGUCUCUUUAUUUCUAUAAUUUUGGUCCUUUAUUGUGUCUAUGUAUGUCUAUAUUUAUGUACAUAAGUAUGGAUUUCUGUUAAUAUUGUCUUACUUGCAUUUUAAGAUAAUAUGCUAUGCUUUACUCACAUGUUAUUAUUGUUAGCAUUUAGUAUGAUAUCUAUCACAUAAUAGGGAGUUAGUACAUGUAUAUUAGGUGAAUACAACAGUAACAUUUACUUUACAUUUUCAGUUUGAUGCUGUUUCUAAAUGAAUAUUCACUGGUAUUAUUUUGCUCUAUGUUCAUUCAACCCUGGUAAAUCGGGUCUUGCAACUUGGCUUCAAUCUGUAUGGAAGAAUCAGUUUUAAAAGGUAUGUGUCAAUCUUCAUAAUCCUUGUUGAAGUGGAUUUAAUGCCACCUUCAAGUCCUUAAUGUAUUUAUACCCACUUUUGCUGGAAAAUAAAUGAUACACAAGCUAUACUUUACUGAUCUCAACCAUUGUUUCAUAAUGAAAAUAUCACAAGAGGAAUUUAUACAGCAAUUAGACUGAGUAUUUAAAGAACAUAUAGAACUUUAAUCAAUCCUCUUUUUUAUGGUCUGGUUUAUUAUGUUAAUAUAAUAUAAGUAGAGUGAAGCACAAAAACUAUAUUAACUGAUGCUUUUCUUUCCUGUUGGUCUCAUUUCUCGAUAAGAAUGUCCAGAUGGCAAAGAAUCCAGGGAGAGUCACUAUAUAGAAUAUUUCGUGGACAAAUUAGUAUUUUAAAACCUCCAUGUUAGAGUUUUAAUUGAUUAAGAACAGUUACCUUGAUGGCUCUGUUCAGAGGAUUUCUGAAAAUCAAUGGAAAAAGAAUGAAGAAUUUUAAGAUCUGUCUUCAUUGUGGAAGUAGGGAGUGGCUAAAAGUAAACCACCUCUUUGCCUUUCCUGGACACUUUCUCCUACUGCCCAACCAAGACAAAGAGGCAAAUGGGAAUGAUGUGAUUUCAGGGUAUUGUCAUUAAUGCUUGGAUAAAAAUAAUCUAAGUAUUAAUUGUAUAGCUAAGAGCAGAGCUUCUGAGUGUACCUAAUAAUAAGCCUUGUGAUGUAAGAAGUAGGAUGAUGGACAAAGAAGCCAUCUGUACUGUGUUACCAAGAAACAAGCAUCUUCUUAUAAAGAAAGUCGUAUCUGGUAAGACUUUUCAUUGGAAAGUAUAUGAGUGAAGGGGAGAUCUUCUGGCCUGUUUUAAUACAUUUUCUGUUGCUAUAGCAGAGUACUACAGACUGGGUAUUCAUAAAGAACAAAAUUCAUUUGGCUCAUGGUACUGAAGGCUGGAAAUUUCAAGAGCAUUGUGUUAGUAUAUGGUGAGUAUCACCCCAUGGAAGAAGGGCAUAAGGCAGAAGAAAGCAUGUGAGACGGAGACAAACAGGGGGCUGAACCCCUGCGGUAAUUAACCCACUCCAGUGAUAAUGGUAUUAAUCCAUUAAGAAGAGCAGAGCCCUCAUGACUGAGUCACCUCUUAAAGUUCUAACUUCUCAGUACUGUUGCAUUGAGGAUUAAAUUUCCAACAGAUGAACUUUAAAGAAUACAUUAAAGCCAUAACAUUAUCAAUAUUAGAAAAGUGUCUAUACUUUUAAAAAAUAAAAACACUUUUUGCUUUUGUAAGCCCAGCACAUUAAGUGUUCAAAAUAUUAGCCUAAUCAGCAUUUUUGCAUAUUAUUCUAGAGGCAGUAAGACAAGAUCACUUAAAUGUUUCAAGGUACACAGGCUCAUGGAUAGGCUCACAUUAUGACUUGGGUUUGAUGGCAGUGGCAGCCUGUCUGGAGUGGCUGCUGCCAUGACCCAGGCUGCAGUGGGGGAGACCUGGCCGGGGAUGUGUGCCCCAGGAAGCGGGUGGGAUAUAGGGACAGGUAGAAGUCUUGUUCCCUUCCCAGUUAGAGAUGUGGGAAUCCCGCCCUUCCGGGUGCAACUGCAGCUGCCCAGCUGUGACUGUGGACUGAGGCAUCAACGCACUCUUGAAGGCCUGGGAAAUGCCCCUGUCCCUGCAGGCUCACAAGUGCCUGUUCCCACUUCCUGGCCUCUCCCCACUCCGGGUGACUGCUCUGAUUUUGGAGCAAAGUUGUGGACGAUCCGGGGCACUCUCAUGACCCAGACUCAGGCCAACUCCAGCAGACGACGGGAAGACUUGCCUGCAGAGAGGAGGUACUCACUGUGGGUUUCCUCUCUGCUGAAAGCUGAGCAGACGAUGGGAAGACCUGCCUGCAGUGAGGAGCUACCCACUGUGAUGAAAAGCGAGGAGAGAAGAGCUCCAUUUCAUUUUUAUAAUUCUUUUUCUGAAUGGGAACAAGAGUCAGACUCCCAAGAGAAGGAGAUACCAAAAGUUAACCAUAUAUUCAGGACCCCAGAAAAUGAGCUGUGUUUCAGCGAGGGGCUUCAAUUCCAGCAGGGAAUGGAGAUGCUACAAGAAAGAAAGCAUACAGACCAUAGGGCAGAAAUGGUAGGAGCACAGAAAGAUGGGGAGACUGUGGCUCACAGAAACUCACUGCCCACACGCUCCUGGAAUAUCUAA